Tricharina praecox is the source of this 2053-nucleotide messenger RNA. RefSeq lists its product as uncharacterized. Gene Ontology annotation, biological process: GPI anchor biosynthetic process. Lineage: Eukaryota; Fungi; Ascomycota; Pezizomycetes; Pezizales; Pyronemataceae. The transcript has 2 exons. The coding region runs from base 175 to 1635 and encodes 486 amino acids. Gene Ontology annotation, cellular component: endoplasmic reticulum. The record is from RefSeq and is a predicted model, not a curated record.
GCCGCACCAUCUCGCCUUCCGUCUACAUAUGCCAGCAUCCCUCCAUAUCCAUCCACCCUUUCCCUCCUGCUCCUUACUUAUGCACCGGCCCGCCUCAUCGCCGGCGGCAUCGCGAACCCUUACAUCUAGCAACAUUCCCGCCAUCCAUAGUCCCGCCCACCACCAGCAGCCAUCAUGACGAUCAAGGGGUUCGCGACGAUGAUCCUGGUGGACCUGCUUUUGCCGGCCGCGGUAAUCCUCAACAUCUACCUAUACUUCUACCCGGUAUUAUACGCCUGCGCGUUUCCGCGGCCCUCGGCGUCUGUGCCCGCGCCCUUCCGGCUGCUGACGCUGGCCGACCCACAAAUCGAGGGCGACACCACGCUGCGAAAAUACGACCUGCCACCGAACACGCGGUUCUCUCCCGCGCGCGCCGGCACCCUAAUCAGGAAGUACGGUAAGAUGCUGGAUCUCUGGGGGAACGACCUCUACCUCUCGCAUAUAUACCACACCAUGCGACGACACACGUUCCCCACGCACACCACGGUGCUAGGAGAUCUCCUCGGCAGCCAGUGGAUCACUGACGACGAGUUUUGGCGGCGCGCGAAGAGGUUUUGGAGGAUUUUUGGGGGCGUGAGACAGGUGUCGGCGGAGGAGGUGGCGGGGGGGAGCGCGCUCGGCGACGGCUGGGGCGAGGCGCUGAUGCUGCUGCCUGGGAACCACGAUGUGGGCUAUGCGGGCGACAUAUCGAGGCCCAGGCUGGUGCGCUACGAGAAGGCGUUCGGCCCGUACAACUACGUGCUGGCGUUCCGACCGCCGCCAAAGGAGGAUGGGAAUGGGAAUGGGAGUCUCACCGCCGCCGUCGCCGGCGAGGAGCCCGAGCUGAGGAUUGCAGUGCUCAACUCGCUCACCCUCGACACUCCCAUAUGGGAUCAGUCGCUCGCGGACGAGACGUACGACUUCCUGGAGGCGCUGCAGAAUACAAGGCGGAAGGACGGCGGGAAAACGCAGGCCACAGUGCUGCUCACGCACCUCCCGCUGCACAAGCCCGAGCGCAUCUGUGUUGACGGCCCGGAGAUGAAGUACUUUCCGCCGCACUAUGGCGGCGGCAUCAAAAGCCAGAACUUCGUUUCCGAGGAUGUUAGCGACAAGCUCAAGGAGAUGAUAUUUGGAUCGCCGACGGACGAGGAGGCGCAGGGGGGCGGUGGCAGCGAGGGCGUUAUCCUCACGGGACAUGACCAUGAGGGCUGCCAGAGCGUGCAUUUUUGGGAGAAGGAGAAGAACGCGUGGAAUGUGAUGACGUAUAAAAAGUGGAUUGAUGGGCGCCGCGAGGAGGAGAAGAAGAAGGGCGAGCCAAAGACUGUACGAGAAAUCACGGUCAGGAGUAUGAUGGGCGAGUUUGGUGGGAACGCGGGGCUGUUUAGUGCUUGGUUCGAUUAUGAUUUAAAUGAGUGGAAAUUCGAAUACGUCGCCUGCGCGCUCGGGAUCCAGCACGUCUGGUGGACCGUGCAUGUCGUCAACGUCAUCGCCGUGUUGUGGACGUCGAUUCUCGCGCUGUGGUGGGCGCUCGACUUUUUGGUUCCGGUGCCGGUUGCGAAGGCGUCGGAUGAGAAGACGUCAGAUGAGAAGACGUCAGAUGAGAAGAAGAAUCAGUAGUAAAAGAGGAUUGAAUUCAACGUGGAAGUUUUGCAUGAUGAUGGGCGUUGUGGGUCAUUGUACUAUAUAGUAGGUUUGGGUUCGAGGAGUUGUGUAUGUAUAUAUACCCCCGGGGUCGAAGAGUAAACAGGGCUUGUUUAGGAGUAGUUAGCAUCGCGUCGGAUGGAAUGGAAUGGAAUAGGGCGUAAGAGCAUUGGCGAUGGCGAUGGCAUGGGGUGUCGUCGUGGGAUACGUCCUAAAUGGGAUUAGGAAGACGGUGUGAGGUUAUGAGUCCUGGGAUGUAAAUAUCGGGGCUGGGUGUGAAUGGAGCUGGUUUGUUUUUGUGUAUCAGACCUGUCUAAAUCAUGGGUUGUUUAACUGUGUAUCGGCGUUUCCCAAAGAUACACGUAGAGAACCGAGGAAAUAAAGCUUGGAAAAG